Messenger RNA from Aplosporella prunicola CBS 121167, 366 nucleotides. RefSeq lists its product as uncharacterized. The record is from RefSeq and is a predicted model, not a curated record. Lineage: Eukaryota; Fungi; Ascomycota; Dothideomycetes; Botryosphaeriales; Aplosporellaceae. The transcript has a single exon. The annotation marks the transcript as partial.
AUCAGGGUCAUCGAGCUUUCCUCUGGCGAAAUUUCAGACCCACUGGAUUAUAAAUGGAAGACCAUUGACCUUGAUGACCCGCCAGAAUACGAUGUAGUUUCGUAUCUGCUUGGAACCAGUAGCAAGGCUACCAAAGACUGUAGAAUCAUCGAUUGUGCUGCAAGAACAUCAGGCUCCUCAUUCAAAAUCUCCGCGGAGUAUGACGCUGUCCUUCGCAAGAUUCGGUGUCAGACAAAUCGAAAGCUUUUAUGGAUGGAUGCUCUCUGCAUCACUAGAAACAGCACUUUCGGAAUUGAUCCCCAGAUCCAGCUCAUACCUCAGAUCUACAGAUUAGCUGCACAGGUCGAAGUUUUUGUUAGCCGAGCA